GUGAACCGCCUCCGACGUCCCCCUUCUCCGGUGCCAUGCCAGCCAACAAUGCUCACACAACCGAGAAGGUCACAAUGGACUGGAUAGCAGGUACUGUACUAGUACCUACGAGCUCAGUCAUUCUGACUCUCCUCGUUCUCUCUGGGAGAGAUAGGAGUCGCGAUAUUUCAGCUGGACUGACAUCAUUUCCAUAAAUUUAUACAGACUCCAAAGGGCCUGUCAUGCCUGCAGUGUAUACUUCUGUGCCACAGGACUCUAUAGACUCAAUAGAAUUCCCCGUCCAGACUCGUAACAACUCUCAUAAACAGAGUAAAUGGACUCGCACCUGGAAACAUCUCCUCGCCUCUCUCCUCAUCAUCUCAGUCGUCUCUCUCACCGCACGCGACUUCUUCUAUCGUCGCCACCUUCAUCCGUAUGCGCCACACUAUGGACAUCUUCCUCACGGUGCUCACGUCAGUGACAAACAUCGUAAUCCGGCAUACUUGGUUGAGGCUAAACAUGGCGCGGUCGCAAGUGAGAACGUUAGAUGUUCGAAUAUUGGAGUCCAGGUCAUGAAGGAUGGAGGAAACGCGGUCGAUGCGAUGGUCGCCGCUAUCUUCUGUACUGGCGUCGUGAACAUGUUCUCCUCUGGUAUAGGUGGCGGAGGCUUCAUGACCGUCCGCCUCCCUCCCUCUACACCGAACGGCACCUCGGAAGUUUGGACCGUUGACUUCCGUGAAACAGCACCAUCCGGUGCGCACAAAGACAUGUACACCGACGACCCCGACAAAGCUCGUUGGGGCGGUCUCGCUGUCGCUGUUCCGGGCGAAGUCAAAGGCCUCGAAGAAGUGCAUAAGAGGUGGGGUAAACUGCCUUGGGAGAGGUUGGUCAGGCCGAGCGUGGAGUUGGCAUCGGGAUGGGAGGUCGACGUGGAGUUGGGGAGGAGGCUGGAGCUCGACAUCUUCCAGGACUACAUCCUCUCCAACCCCGACUGGUCCUCCAUCUUCGCCCCCAACGGCGAAAUCUUAACCGAGGGGUCCACCAUCCGCCGCACCGCCCUUUCGCACACCCUCUCCUCCAUCGCUACCAAUGGCUCUUCGGCGUUCUACGCCGGCCCCAUCGCUGCCGCCAUGAUCGAAAAGAUCCAAGCCACAGGCGGGAUCAUGACGCUAGAGGACUUGGCUGGUUAUGAAGUUAAGGUGAGGAGGGCAUUGGAAGGGAGUUAUAGGGGUAGGAAGAUUUACGUACCGCAUGCGCCGACGAGUGGAGGGGUGUUGUUGCAUAUGUUUAACUUGGUGGAGGGUUAUAAAGAGGAGAAUUGGAUGGAGGAAGGGAGGACGGGGUUGAAUGUGCAUAGGAUGUUGGAGGCAAUGAAGUUCGGUUUCGCGGCUAGGACGAAAGUCGGAGAUCCAGCGUUCAUGGAGGAUACCCAACGGAUUGACGAGAUCCCGACGAAGGAGUUCAGUGCUCGUAUUUUCGCGAACAUGACCGACGACUACACUCACCCACCAGAGUACUACCAGCCGGAGUACGACGUGCCACUCAAUCCUGGAACCAGCCAUACGUCGGUCGUUGACAAAGAUGGCAUGGCUGUCGCGCUCACCACGACCGUUAACCUUAUAUUCGGCUCGUUGGUGAUGGACCCAGUGACGGGCGUUCUGUUUAACGAUGAGAUGGACUACUUCUCGAUUCCAGGGCAUCCGAAUGCGUUUGGACUCUGGCCUUCGCCUUACAACUACCCUGAACCAGGCAAACGCUCACUCUCCUCCACGACGCCUAUGAUCCUCGAAUAUCCAGAUGGUUCAUUCUAUACUGCAAUUGGAGGAUCGGGUGGUUCGAAGAUUUUCCCAGCCGUGUUCCAGGUUCUCCUCAACAUGGACUGGGGCGACGACGUCAGCGCGGCUAUCGAACAAGGAAGAGUGCAUGAUCAACUCUUCCCGCUUUCGGUGGAGGUGGACGACGUGAUCGACCCGGUAGUGGUCGAGGAGUUGAGAGGGAGGGGACACAAUGUCACACUGAUGGAUAUCAAUAGGGUGUCGUCGGUCAUCCAGGCGGUGAUGAAGACGGAGGAUGGGAGGAUCUUUGCUGCGAGCGACUCGAGGAAGAACGGAAUUGCGGCCGGAUACUGAGUAUUCAGUCUGAAUCCGGAGGAUGCUUGCGUGAUAUACGGCGCACAUACUAGAUUGACUUAUUUUUGCUCCUAACUCGGGAUUGACACAUCUAUUGUGGCCUUUAUUAUCUCUCUGUGCAGUUUGCAGUGUUAUACCGGGUGACAAUACACGCGAAGCGUAACUGUUACACGCCCCGCUAAAC
Messenger RNA from Stereum hirsutum FP-91666 SS1, 2292 nucleotides. RefSeq names its product gamma-glutamyltranspeptidase. Bases 222 to 2108 code for a protein of 628 amino acids. Gene Ontology annotation, biological process: glutathione catabolic process. Lineage: Eukaryota; Fungi; Basidiomycota; Agaricomycetes; Russulales; Stereaceae. Gene Ontology annotation, cellular component: plasma membrane; fungal-type vacuole. The record is from RefSeq and is a predicted model, not a curated record. The transcript is spliced from 13 exons. Gene Ontology annotation, molecular function: glutathione gamma-glutamate hydrolase.